Molecule: messenger RNA, 1590 nt
Organism: Stereum hirsutum FP-91666 SS1
Lineage: Eukaryota; Fungi; Basidiomycota; Agaricomycetes; Russulales; Stereaceae
Exons: 5
Coding region: 1-1590 (529 amino acids)
Source: RefSeq, a predicted model, not a curated record
AUGUCGGCUCCAUCUCACGCCUCUUCUCGCUCCUCCUCUCGCUCAAACAAAGAGCUCGGAAGUCCAACGUCCUCCCACUCUCCUUCAGAUGUAGAACGUUCACCCCCUAAGACCCGCUCCGGCCUGACUCUUCGCGGGGGGAAGAUUCCCAACAAUUCUGCGAGAAAUUAUAUGCGCUGCAUCAAUGAAGAUUGUAAAAAGCCUUCGACGAAGGCUUGUACUGCUCGGUGUUGUGCGGAGCAUUGCUCCACAGAGCUCACAGGACUGAAAUGCAGCGUACACAAAGGAACACAGGCACAGCCAGCCAACCCCGACGAGCUCCCCUCAUCUGCUUCCGCGCGUUCAUCAACAAAACCGAAGCGGGGAAAACGAGACGGCACUUCCACGCCUGCUACGAAGCCCAGAGGCCGUCCAGCUGGUAGUAAAGCUCCUCGCGGCCAAGGGUUAUCCUACUCGGCCAAUCUGGAUGAAUCUUGGGAGCGUGUUCAUGACAAGUCGGAUGGCUAUGCUGUUUCCGAUCGAUCAGCGCCGAUAAACAUGGCCCAAGUCUACUCGCAGCAGGAGGCCAAGAAGGUGACGGUUAUGUUUUGGGAACAGAACGGCGUCCCCCCAAGUAUUACCCGGGACUAUACAACCCCCCACUACCCCUUCUUUCAUCCCAGAGACCACAAAGACCUCGCCAGCGCCAUCGCAGACAAUAAUUAUUGGAUGUACUACGACUCCUCUCGUCCGGGCUGGGUACGGACCGAUGCUCCCUUAAGAAUCGAUGGUUCUGUCCUUCACAUCCGACUUCAUACCGUGACGGACUGCCCUGGGCUCCCCAGCAUACCUCUCCCUCUUUUUCCUUCGACACCCCGUAAACGGAGCGUCUAUGAUGCCGAUCCCACAGAAGACAGCCCCUCGAGUGCGUCCAAGCUCUCUCGCAGCAGCAGCUCUUCAUCUAUUGCGGACUCUCGUGUCGGCUCUUUGAGCCCGUCUCGCACACCAUCCCGAUCUGGCAGCGCGGGCUUCGUGACGAGCUCUCCAUCUCCUAGUCCUGCUCGCACUGACCUUGCGGCUCGGCUCGCCGGCAUGUCUGCAGUCUCCUCCGCAGAUGAUGAUCACCCGAUCACAACGCCUGAACCUCAAUCACGGCCUCCUUCCGCACAGUCUUUGUGGAGCGACCCCAUGAAUACGACUCCUGUUCGGUCCACUGCUCGCAUUCCAACUCCGAACGCCGUCACAGGAACCCCGCUCGCUCUCAAUAAAUCAGUGCCUGAGACAGAUCACCAGGUCCACUCUCGCCGCUUACCCUCACCUCCCAUCGCGGGCUCAUCUAAGUCUCCGACGAAGCCAAUGUCUUUCCCAUACACUUACGUCUGUGAGAUGGCGCCGGCCAUGAGAAAGUUCGAUAGCACAUCCGGGACGGUUCAAGAGCGUUUCACACAUGCAUUUCCCCAUUGUAAGUGGGUGAAGGCUACCUGGUAUAACCACUUUAAUGUAUGGGAGAAAGCGGUGAAGAGAGACAAGUUUGUUGAAGGCUAUGAAAGGCUCGGGCGGACUGCAGAAGGGAAGUGGUCUCGGAUGAAAUCUGAUCUCGGUAUCAAAUAG